CCUGCCUGAGCAAUACUUUUUUGAAGCCAGCUCUAGUUCCUGCAUUACAUUCUCAUUCACACAACAAAGGGCUACUGCACGCUUUCUUUUUAGGCAGGGUCAUAAGUAUUAUCUUGUGACUUUACUUGGAUUACUUACUCGCCAGUUAGUAAGAAGAUAAAAAAAAGGAUUUUCAAGCCCUGCAGAAUGUCUGGGUUUCUGGAUAACGUCAGGUGCGGAGAAUGUGAGUGCGUAGAUUGGGGGGAGAAGCGGAACGCCAUCGCAUCGAUAGCUGCUGGAGUAUUGUUCUUCACAGGAUGGUGGAUAAUCAUCGAUGCAGCAGUCAAAUACCCCGACAUGGACAGAUUCAACCACUCCUACCACGCUUGUGGGGUUAUAGCGACUGUUGCAUUCCUCAUGAUCAAUGCUGUUUCUAAUGGACAGGUCCGUGGGGAGAGCUACAGCGAUGGGUGCCUGGGACAGACAGGGGCUCGGGUCUGGCUCUUCAUUGGCUUCAUGCUGGCCUUUGGCUCCCUGAUCGCUUCCAUGUGGAUCCUCUUUGGAGGCUACGUUGUGCCACAGAAGGCAGAGGUGUAUCCGGGUAUAGCAGUCUUCUUCCAAAACGCAUUCAUUUUCUUUGGGGGUCUGGUGUUUAAAUUCGGGCGUACAGAAGACUUGUGGCAGUAAUGCUGCCCGCUUUGUAUUUCUGUUAGGGUUUGUCUUUGUAAACCUCUUGCCUUGGCACACCGUGUGGUGUGUCUAACUGGUCUUCUCUUUACCAUAUUUUAUAGCAUGGUGUCAGUUUACAGUAUGUAAUGUGCUACCUUUCUACUUUUCUGAAAACAGUGACGGUCAGACUGAUUUUGCCUAAUGUAUCAAUACAGUUCAAUAUUAGUGUAGUUUAAUGAUCUAAAUACUGCUGCCCUUCAGUAUUUUGUCCCCAUAUAAAGCAAUGAGGUGGAAAAAAAAAUUGAUGACUUUUUCAGCUAUUUAAAAAAAUAUUUCAUGCAUGAAAGAAAAGCUUGAGGAGUGUGAAACAAUGUCAGAGAUGAAACUGUAUGAUGAGCAUUUCCGUUUACUAUUCCAGUAACAAACACCUGUAAAGUAGAAUCCCUCUAUUUCAACCAGAAAAACGAUCUGCUAGGAAUGUCACUAUCACACUGUUUGUGCGCAUCCUUUAAACUUGUUUCAGAAUUAAUGCAAAGUGAUGCAUGUUGGCAGAAGAGUAGAUGUAUUGUGAUGUGAUUUUUUUUUUUCUUCUGUAUUGUAAUGCAUAUUUUGCGUAGUAGUUUUUAGAAGCAAGCGAGCUGGCUGUCUCUUCGUUUGCUUCGUUUACGGUGUGCUGCACCUGAUAUUAAUUCACACUGCUGUUCGGAGCUCUGUUUUAUGUUUAAUUCAUUAAAUAGUGUGAGUGUGUGUGUGUUUGUUCCAUUUACAAUUUGUACACAGAUCAGACACACACAAAAAUAAAAAAGACCAAAUUUAGAGUUUUCCUAUUUUCUUAUGAAUGCCAUGAAAUAAUUUUGCUAAUGCAGGUGUAUAAAAAAGUAGUAAAACUGAAGAAUAAGCUUUGAUAUUAAAAUGACCUGGAAGGUAUUAUUACAGCUUAACCACCUAGGUGGAUUCAUGUGCUUCAAAACUAAUGUUAAAGGCCAAAAAUGAGUAUUACACUACUGGUUAAUUCAUAUUUCAGAAAAUAUAAUGCUGACAUGUUGUUGUAAAUAACUCAACUGAUUUGCCUGAAAUGCAUACUUAGUUUAUUUUUUAAUAUUGAGAAAGCAAUGAUAUUGGAUGUACUAAUCAAAGCUUUGAAAAACAUGAUGUAAUGUAUUUUCAUGUUCAGUGAAGCACAUUUAUCAUGCCACAGCACUAUAAUCCCUGUCCGUCUUCACUUCCUGUCCUAUAACCUGGAACACAGGAAGUGAGAUUAUAGUAUAGUGGCAAGACACAUUCUUUACCUGAGUGAAAAUAAAGUAAAGGUGAAACAAAA
Molecule: messenger RNA, 1969 nt
Organism: Acipenser ruthenus (sterlet)
Lineage: Eukaryota; Metazoa; Chordata; Actinopteri; Acipenseriformes; Acipenseridae
Product: transmembrane protein 50A-like
Exons: 7
Coding region: 187-666 (159 amino acids)
Biological process (GO): protein targeting to vacuole; late endosome to vacuole transport via multivesicular body sorting pathway
Source: RefSeq, a predicted model, not a curated record